This is a messenger RNA of Drosophila subpulchrella, 997 nucleotides long. It is a transcript of the gene Rtnl2, whose product is annotated as reticulon-1-A. The transcript has 2 exons. NCBI's taxonomy places the organism in Eukaryota, Metazoa, Arthropoda, Insecta, Diptera, Drosophilidae. The record is from RefSeq and is a predicted model, not a curated record. The coding region runs from base 107 to 895 and encodes 262 amino acids.
UCCUGUCUAUCUGGUGGCCUUUGAAAAAUUAUUCCUUUCUGAAAAUCUAAAACUUAAUCUUACAUAAUCGCCAGUACCCGUAAAGGAACAACAGAAAUUGUAAAAUAUGAAUUCGAAAGCUUUAAAGAAGGAUGAUGAUUCCAUCCAGCUGCUGCAAAGGCUGAAGGACCUAAUACUGUGGCGUAACUUCCGUACAACACUGAUCGUCUUCACGAGCAUUCUGCUCCUGCUACUGGACGUUAUGGUCCACUCUGUGAUCAGUGUAGUUAGCAUGGCGGGAAUCACUGUACUCCUAGCGGCCUUCGGUCACCGCCUUUUGAUGCAGUUCUUGAAGGCCUGGAAGAAGGACGGAAGCAAUGAUCAGAUCUUACGCCUGUAUACUCAGGAGAAAAUCGAAAUUCCCCGAGAGGACACUAUUAGACUUGCCGGGAUGGCCGUUCAUUAUCUGAACUUAACGUUAAACCGUAUGAUGGGAUUGUUUCUCGUGGAUAAGUUGGAGGAUUCCCUAAAGUUAUUCGCUUUGCUCUGUGGUAUUAAUUUGCUGGGCGAUUGUUUCAACGGGCUGACUUUGAUGCUUAUUGGACACGUAUCUAUUUUCACCCUACCAAAACUUUACGAGUGGUAUAAGCCAAUAAUUGAUGUCCAGGUCCGGAAAUUCCGUAAAUGCAAGCAGAAGGAGAAGGAUGUACCGGAAGCUAAGGAUGAGAAGCCGGAAUACGUUGAAGAAGAAUAUCCGCCGGAGUCACCAUAUGAAAGCCAGGUUUCCAAUGAAGGCAACAUGCUAUAUAAAGUCUGCGACAAUGAGCAGCUUCUUGAUCUUCUAGAGGCGGAGCACCGCAAGGGAUGUCGUUGUCGCGAUUGCGAGCACCAGGAGUUGCCCAUCGAGGUGCUUUAAACUUCAAUUUAAUAGUUAUAUCUCUGUGGUGUUAUUGUUCAAAAUUCGUUUUGUGGAAUUAAAUAUUGUUGUUCCACUCAGUUGGCAAUCAAAAAAGUUUCA